This is a messenger RNA of Uncinocarpus reesii 1704, 1509 nucleotides long. RefSeq names its product endoplasmic oxidoreductin 1. The transcript has 2 exons. Gene Ontology annotation, molecular function: FAD binding; protein-disulfide reductase activity; thiol oxidase activity. The record is from RefSeq and is a predicted model, not a curated record. Gene Ontology annotation, biological process: protein folding in endoplasmic reticulum. Bases 1 to 1509 code for a protein of 502 amino acids. NCBI's taxonomy places the organism in Eukaryota, Fungi, Ascomycota, Eurotiomycetes, Onygenales, Onygenaceae. Gene Ontology annotation, cellular component: endoplasmic reticulum membrane; endoplasmic reticulum.
AUGUGUGGCAAUAUAGCCUGUGCCGUUAGUACAUUGGAUUCCGAAGACGACAUCCCCCUUAUUUGGAGAGCGGAGGCUCUAAGCAAGCUCGAAGGCCCGAAAGCUGGUCAUCCAGGGAAACAGCAGCGGCGAGAGAGACCAGUGAAAAAACCACUACAAGGAAUGCUAGGAGACAAUGUUGGCGAAUCCUGUGUGUUCGAAUAUGAUGAUGAAUGCGACGAGAGAGACUACUGUGUCCCUGAAGAUGAAGGGGCCACUGCGAAGGGCGACUAUGUUAGUUUAGUUGACAACCCUGAACGAUUCACUGGCUAUUCCGGCCGAGCGGCCUGGCAAGUCUGGGAUGCAAUUUACCGGGAAAAUUGCUUUCUUAAACCUGCUCAGCAAUCAUUCUCUCCACGAAACGGGUUGAAACCCCAGGGAUUUCAGGCCGCCCAGGAUUUUCGGAAUGUACUGGAGAAACAUGAAAGGGGAAAGGUCGUAAGCGCUGCCCUUCGCAAUGAAGGGUACCCAGUGGAUGAUGAGUGCUUAGAGAAGCGAGUCUUCUAUCGCUUGAUAAGCGGAAUGCACGCGUCGAUUUCAACCCACCUUUGCUGGGAUUAUUUCAAUCAGACCACAGGAGAGUGGUUGCCAAACCUACAGUGCUACAAGCAGAGGCUUCACAUACACCCGGAGCGCAUAUCCAAUCUUUAUUUCAACUUUGCCCUUUUAUCCCGUGCUGUAGCUAAGUUACAGUAUCACUUGCAAAAUUUCUCUUUUUGUGUCGGGGAUCCCGAACAAGACCACGAGACGAAACGGCGGGUCUCCCAGUUGACCAGUACUCUAGCAUCUGAGCCUCGGAUUUUUGAUGAAAGCAUCAUGUUUCAAGAUUACGGCGGAAUUGAUUUAAAAGAGGAUUUCCGUAAUCGAUUUCGAAACGUCAGCCGGCUCAUGGACUGCAUUGGCUGCGACAAGUGCCGACUUUGGGGAAAGCUCCAGACUGCUGGAUAUGGAGCAGCGCUGAAGGUUCUGUUCGAGUUUGAUGGAUCCGAGAGCAAAAGUGAUCCACUGCUUCGGAGAACAGAACUCGUUGCUUUGAUUAAUACGCUUGGGAGAGUCUCGCACAGCGUAUCGACGAUUCAAAAUUUCGAAAAGGCUUUAGCACUUGGGAGAGACGGAUUAGACAAACAGUCAGCCGUUCCCAUCCCCCCCCAACGGCGGGAAACGGGUCACCUUUUCGAAACCACUAAAUCUACAGGCGAGAAGAAAGAGGGUGAUCAUUCUUCUGCUGAUAGUUCACAUUCCCAACGAGAAAAUCCUAAAACUGGGAAAAGUAUAUCUGAAGAGAUUCGCGAUGAAUGGCAUCUCGUGUGGGAUACUUACGUCUAUGUGCUUCGGAGCUGGGCCAGCGUGCCGAGAGCGGGGUAUUAUCUCUUGACCACAGAGCUCAACCGCGCAUGGAAUUACUGGCUUGGGAAGCCUGUUCCUCCUCGGUCGUGGAAAAUCAUAUUCCCUAGCAGGGAUGAGUUAUAA